This is a messenger RNA of Fusarium pseudograminearum CS3096, 495 nucleotides long. RefSeq lists its product as uncharacterized. The coding region runs from base 1 to 495 and encodes 164 amino acids. NCBI's taxonomy places the organism in Eukaryota, Fungi, Ascomycota, Sordariomycetes, Hypocreales, Nectriaceae. The transcript has a single exon. The record is from RefSeq and is a predicted model, not a curated record.
AUGCCUAUUGAGCCACCAACAUUCCCAAACACAGAUGUCCUCGUUGGUGUUCUUUCUCGAGACCACCCACCGACUGAAGAAUGCCCAUCCCAGAAGAAACCGCCUGAACGUCGACGGGGCGCCGACGUCUUCCUAAGUGCCACGACUAAAGCAGCGAACGACAUGGUGGAUUUCGUGUGGAAGGAUUCCCAGGGAAAGCUUGUUAAUCCUUCUCAUGUCCGAAUCACUGCCGGGAAAUACACCUCGGCCAUGUACCUGGCGAUUGAGCGUUACGACAACAGCCUGACAAAGGCAUAUGACGAACUUAACGACGCGCGCAUUAUCAACUAUGCUCGACUUGUUGUUUUAUUCUUUGCUAAAGAAGGUGGUGGCUACGGUACUGUCUACCCCCGUUGGUUUAAGCCCCCUACGCUUAAAGAGCCUGAAUUGGCACGCCCCCGAGCUCGAACGCUCGCCAAGCGAUGGGCUGAACUCCUCGACAUGAUAGAGGGUUGA